CCAUCUACACGUGGGGGAACAAGGUUGCAGGGCAGGCUACAGAAAUUGACUUUUGUUGCAUUUGUUUGGUUUUUCUGUUAGGUUCUAACGUUAUAUUCGUAACGCAUCGUCUUCCACAUGCAAAUAUAUGUGUAGUUUGUUUUCUACGUGCUUAUCCAUCAGAUACAGCAGAAGAGCGCUGCUCCUCCGAGCCAUCAGCGACCCAAACACAACUCCACAACAUUACAACAGCAGCAUGUCUGCAAACAAGCGCAGCCUCAAGCGCCAGAGAGAGUCCGCGAGCGCCGGUGGGAAACAGCCGAAGUCCGCGGGAGAGAAAGGGACAGAGUACGGGGGGAAACAGCCGAAGCCCGCAGGAGAGAGAGGGAGAGAGCCCGGCUGGCUGCUGCAGGAAGUGUCUGAGCUCCGCAGAGCCGCGCAGGGGUGCGAGUUCAACAAAAAGCGCCUCCGCUACCUGUCAAACACCCAGAAAAUCAAACAGGGCUCCGAUGGGGUCCUCUACUGGAUGUCUCGCGACCAAAGAGUCCAAGAUAACUGGGCACUGAUCUAUGCUCAGCAGCUGGCCUUGGCUGAGAAACUUCCUCUGCACAUCUGCUUCUGCUUGGUACCUCGAUUUUUGGAUGCAGCUUACAGACAGUAUGCCUUUAUGCUAAAAGGACUGCAAGAAGUGGCAAAGGAAUGCAAAAGCCUGGAUAUUCAGUUCCAUCUGCUGUCAGGGGAACCUGGGCAAAAUCUGCCAACCUUUGUUAAAAACUGGAACUUUGGAGCUGUUGUCACUGACUUUAACCCUCUCAGGAUCCCCCUCCAGUGGAUUGAGACUGUUAAGAAACACCUUCCGUCCGACAUCGCCUUCAUUCAGGUUGAUGCACAUAAUGUGGUGCCGUGCUGGCAAGCAUCUGAGAAGCUGGAAUAUGGAGCCAGGACAAUACGGGGCAAAAUCACUAAACUUCUCCCAGAAUUCCUCACAGAGAUUCCGCUUGUGGACACGCAUCCACACGCCGCUUCUCAAACAGCAAAGCCGAUAGACUGGGAGGAGGUGCUGUCGUCUCUUCAGGUGGACCGUGGCAUUGGCGAGGUGGACUGGGCUCAGCCUGGCACCUCUGCUGGCAUGGCCAUGCUGGAGUCCUUCAUUGAUAAGCGCCUACGUUUAUUUGCCACCCACAGGAACAAUCCCAACUUUGACGCCCUCAGCAAUCUCUCCCCCUGGCUCCACACCGGUCAGCUGUCAGCUCAGCGUGUCGUGAGGCAGGUCAAGCGAGAGAAGAACGCCAGCGAGUCCGUGGCGUCUUUUACCGAGGAACUGGUGGUGCGCAGGGAGCUCGCAGACAACUUCUGCUUCUACAACCACAACUACGAUGAUAUUUCAGGUGCGUACGAUUGGGCCAAGAAGACUUUGCAGGAGCACUCUAAGGACACCAGACAGUACCUUUACACAAAACAGCAGCUGGAGAACGGCAAGACCCACGAUCAGCUGUGGAACGCCGCUCAGCGUCAGCUGGUGUCAGAAGGGAAGAUGCAUGGGUUCCUGCGCAUGUACUGGGCAAAGAAGAUCCUGGAAUGGACUGCGUCCCCUGAAGAAGCCCUCUCUAUCGCUAUAUAUCUAAAUGACCGUUUAUCUUUAGACGGCUGCGAUCCCAAUGGAUACGUGGGAUGCAUGUGGUCCAUCUGUGGCAUCCAUGACCAGGGCUGGGCAGAGAGGCCCAUUUUUGGGAAAAUUCGCUUUAUGAACUAUGCUGGCUGCAAGAGGAAGUUUGAUGUGGCGCAGUUCGAGAGGAAGUAUGCUGCUAUAAAGGCAUCCGUGUAAUUUAAUUCUAGUCAAAAUUCUGCUUUAAAGUUCAGUUUGUACUUGGUUUUUCUGGCUGACAUUUUGUCUCUUGUGAGGUGAAGUUUAUUAAUAAGAUCUUUACAUGUACUUCUGAUCAGUGGACCUACAACUGUGGCUUAAUGUGCUGGAGGGUGAUGCAUCGUAGACUUCAGAAUGCAGUGUUUAGAUAUUGUACUAUCGGUUUUCUGCCUUUUUAUGUGUAGGGGUGGAAGAAUAGUUCCACCAAAAAAAAAAAAAACAUUAUUUUUUUCUUACAAAUAUCUCUCAUAUUGUGCUACAAUACUGUGCCUUUUAAGCUCGCAUUGAGCACCUAAAACAGUGGUUAUCAACACACAACUCCCUAGGGGGCCUCAGUGCACUUCCAAGAGGGCCACAGGAUUUCAUUCAUUUAGAUUAAAAUAAUCUCACUUAAAAAAAUAAAAUAAAAAAAAAAAUGAUUUUUUUUAUUCUUUUUUUUUUAAAACAACAAAAUCCCAGCAAUUUCUUUAAAUCGACAUACGUUUUAACUAUAAAGAUGCUCCACAAUCUGAAUGAAAAAUAUGUUUUGUUGUCAUCUCAUUAUCUUGCAUUUUAGGCUGAAAUGAAGGUAUUUGCAAUAAGAUUAUAGGUAUUUUAAAUGGAAAAAUUAUUCUUGCAAUAAAUCCAUUCAGAUUUUUUCUUUCGAAUUACAAUCUGUAUGCAAUGUCAGACAGAUAUUUCAUAUUUCAUAGCAUGUUAUAAAAAUGAAGAAAAAAAAUGUCAAAAAGGAAACUCCAUGUAAACAAUAUAAACAUUUUAAUACGAUAUAAUAGAUAAAUGAGUGACAAUGACAGCUUUUCAAUGAUUUUUAAUGGAGCAUGCCGUUAAAAUGCUAUUUCUGGUAUUUCUUUUAUACAUAUUUAUGUUAACACUUUACAAAAGGUCUCAUCUGUUAACAUUAGUUAAUGCAUUAACUAACAUGUCAUGAACUAACAAUGAGUAAUACAUUCUUAUAGCAUUUAUUAACAUUUGCUACGGUUUUUAUUAAAUAAAUGCAGUAAAAUUAAAGAUAUUUAGUUCACAACAUUAACCGUUACCAGAUACAACUUUCGAUCUUAGUAAUGUUAAUAAAUGCUAUAGAAGUAUUGUUCAUUGUAGUUAACAAAUGAAACCUUAUUGUAAAGUGUCACCCAUAUUCUUAGAAAGUGUUUCAACAUAAAGUUAAACUGAAAUGAAUAGAAACAAGUAUUUAUGGGAAUAAAUAAAAAUAAACCUGUAGGUUGCCAUGUUGGAAUACAAGUACAUUUAUAUUUAUUGAAUAAAAAGGCAAUUACAUUGAAAAUAAUAUGAAAAAGCAUGUACAAAAAGGGAACUCAACAACAGCCUAUGAAAUCAACUAUAAUGACACAUGAUCCAAAGUAUUUUGUACUUGCCCUCUAGCUUCCCUGAAAAAUAUUAUUUACCAUGCAAUUGAGAAAGUCUCUGGGGACUAUAAUCAAUGAAAUAUAAGCACUUUUUAUCAUCUUAGAUUUGACAGCUGAUGUAUUGGGCUCUGUAGAAGCAUAUAGAUAAAGAUCGUAAAGUAAACAGGCGAAGGUUUCAGUAUUCACCCUUGAGUAAAGACACGUUUACCUCAUGCACAUACAACAGUUCUCUGUACAGAGUCAGACAUUUGCGAAUCACAAUAUAUCAAUAUAAAUGAAUAGCUCAUUUUUAGAAAUCGUUCAUUUAUAGAAUAUAUUUUGAAUAUUUCACAUUCACUAUGAUUACAUUCACAGAACAGAAGUUAUAAGAAAUAUAAACAUAUAGAAUAAAAAACUGGCUAAUAUAACCUCAUCACAUCACCACAGUGUUGCAAAAUAUACCGUCAUCAUUACAUUCCAAAGUCCAAAAUAAUGUAAAGUAGUUACUGGAAUCAUUCAAGAUUUACAAUUGCUGUCCAUACUCUUACUCUGCGUUAUAUGCAACUGAAUUUUACAAGACAUGGUUUAUAAUUUUACAA
Pimephales promelas (fathead minnow) is the source of this 3785-nucleotide messenger RNA. It is a transcript of the gene cpdp, whose product is annotated as CPD photolyase. Lineage: Eukaryota; Metazoa; Chordata; Actinopteri; Cypriniformes; Leuciscidae. The record is from RefSeq and is a predicted model, not a curated record. Gene Ontology annotation, biological process: photoreactive repair. Gene Ontology annotation, molecular function: deoxyribodipyrimidine photo-lyase activity.